AUGUCAACAACAAAUAGCAACGGGUCGAGCGAUUCGGACUCGGGCAGCAGAAAUUCGACGGGUUCUUUGUCAAGCACUUGCACUGAAACACAGACCACAUCGAUGGGGACUGGCUCGAGAUCUGCCACUGAUUCUUCGUCAGCAACAGGAACCUUGACGAGAUCUCUCUCGUCAUCUAGAUCCAGGACCACUGGCACAGGGACUUCUCACAUGACGCAAGAUCCCAACCAGAAUACCUCACAUACGCAGUCUGGAACAGAGACAAUUAGCGGCGGCACUCGUACAAGGUCCACAUCGUCAUCCAGCGCAUCACGAACUACCAGUUCAACCGAGGAUCCGAACGUUAGUUCAUCAACAGACACGACCUGCACGACAACGCACUCAAACACAGAGACUGGUCGAUCAACCCAUAGCCUGAAUAUAACUUCAUCUACAAGGACUGGUACUUCUGGUGAUACCCAGAGCAACACUGCAAGUUUAAUUUCUGCUACAACAUCCACAGCCUCUCAAACAUUCACGGAUAGUACAACUGGAUCUGGGACAGAAAGUACAUCAUGCACUAGUUCCCAUUCGGGGACCACAUCAUGCACCACGACAUUGACGACACAGACACGCCGCACAGGGACAAGCACGAGGGCUAGGACAACUGGAGCUUCGGAUGAUGCAUCAGGAUUGACCACAUCGACAAGUUGUACUUCGACACAUACGGGAUCAGCUGGAGCUUCUGCCGAACAGUCAACCACUUCAACAAGCUGCAAUUCCACAUUGACCGCAAGUGUUCCAUACACAAAUUCCACUACAUCAUGUACUACGACGCUGUCAACGACGACCCGCGUUGACCGUCCCACUCUUUCGAUCUCAGAUCCCAACUCCACAAUCUCUUCAAACUCCUUCAUAUCAGCGACCACGGCGACUUCGCCCCCCUCCUUGAGCUCAACAUCCCCAACACUUUCAAUUAGAACCACUAGUAACUCAGAUGAAACCUCCUCGACAACCACAACCACCACCUCCACAACCACAACCACAACCACAACCACUAUCUCCUCCUCCACCACAGCCUGCAUCACAGGGCUCUCCUAUAACUCCCUCCUCCUGCCCAACGGCGACUUCGAAAAUGGCCUCUCGCGCUGGGACCUUUCCAUUCCAGACCCCUACGCCAAAGCGCGCCUAUCCACGCCGGGCGCGAACUCGUCCUGCACCGCGUUCGAAGCCUCACUGAAAAGCAGCGAGAUGACUGACGAUCUCCGAUCAAGCGUCAAGAUCACCACGGACACGGACUCCAUUAACGAAGGGAGCCGGUACCACCUCUCGUUCUGGUACCGCUUCGAGACUGUGAACAACGCCGUUAUCACAGCUGAGAUCAAUUACGUGCCUGUGGUUAGUGUCAAUGCUUCGACGGUGCAUGAUUUGCUCUGGCAGCGGGCUGAGGCGUAUUGGGUUGCUACCGAUGGGGCGGCAAGCUUGAGGUUCGAGUUUUCGAUGCCGUAUAUGCAGAGGGCAGGGAGGAUGUGGAUUGAUCGUGUGAGGAUGAAUCAGGUGGCGGAUUUGCCGGUUCCUGUUUCUGCUUCGCCGGACUCUUCUACUUUGUCGGCGGCUACCACUGAGAGUACUUCGGUAUCGACUUCGGUUUUUAUGACUCUGUUGACCUCGGCGUCUACUUCGACCUUGACCGCGGCAUCUACUUCUGUGGUGACGAGCCUGGCUAGUAGCGUCGUUACGAUUUCGGGUUUCAACAUCACAACUGGGGCUACGGCAACGGCAGCACCGACUUUGAGGAUGUCGUAG
Pseudomassariella vexata is the source of this 1785-nucleotide messenger RNA. RefSeq lists its product as uncharacterized. The record is from RefSeq and is a predicted model, not a curated record. The transcript has a single exon. The coding region runs from base 1 to 1785 and encodes 594 amino acids. NCBI's taxonomy places the organism in Eukaryota, Fungi, Ascomycota, Sordariomycetes, Amphisphaeriales, Pseudomassariaceae.